Messenger RNA from Hibiscus syriacus, 527 nucleotides. Its product is annotated as anaphase-promoting complex subunit 13-like. The transcript has 4 exons. NCBI's taxonomy places the organism in Eukaryota, Viridiplantae, Streptophyta, Magnoliopsida, Malvales, Malvaceae. Gene Ontology annotation, cellular component: anaphase-promoting complex. The record is from RefSeq and is a predicted model, not a curated record. Gene Ontology annotation, biological process: protein K11-linked ubiquitination. The coding region runs from base 175 to 366 and encodes 63 amino acids.
AAAAAAAGGUAAAGGACCUGCAUUGUCAUUUGCCACUUGAAGGAAAAUAGUUCCAAGUUCAAACUUGAAACGGCAAUGAUCAAUUGAAAAAUCCAACAAGCAGAAAGCGAAAGUGUCAUCAUCGUCAUCACUCACCUUUCGAUUAGGGUAGUUACUGAAGUUGAAGAGAAAAAGAUGGCAGAACUGAGCCUUGGCAUACUUAUAGAUAUUGUUGACGAGGAAUGGAUGAGAGAUACUCUGCCUGAUGAUGAUCUUCAACUCCCACCUGUAAUGGUUGCUCGCACUGAUGAUACUGAAGACUCAAAUCACGAGACUCAACAGGUGGAUAGCAAUACCUGGCAUGAUCUUGAAUUAAGUACUCAAUGAAGGUCUUGGAUGCUGGCAAUGCUUGGUAACUCUGUAUGAAAAUGUUUGUCCUAAGACUUAAAUGGCUCUCUCUUUCUCUUUUAAUACGUAGAACUAAGAUACCAAUGGAUCAUUCAAGAAGGUUUGCUCCUUAAUUCGAAUGGAGGAUUUUCAUCCUUGGU